AUGUUAAGUUCUGGGAAUAAUUUAAGCCGAGGGAAUGCUGGAUUGCCCGCUGAUAUGCCACCAUUGCUUCAGUGUUUGUCUUUGGAGCCGAUUACAUUGGGGAGUCAGAAAUAUACACGGACUGGAGAAUUAAGCUGGGUUCUAGGUGUUCCUCUUCGAAGUAGGACAUCAGAGGAUCACUCUUUUGGAGUUCCACAUGCCAAACUUUCCCCUCCUGUUGCAACUGAGGAGCUUAAGAACUUUAAGGAAAGUGUUCAAGAUACUUUAAGAAAGGCCAGGGAUAGAGUGAAGAAGUUUCAGGAGUCUAUUUCUAAAUUGGAAAUUUAUAGAGAAGCCUUAGCCUCAAAGAAGCAGCAACGAAGUGAUAUUUCGAAUGAGAGAACUAGUGGAGUAACCGUUGCAAAGAUGGGAAGCCAGAUUAAUAGAAACACUCAUGAAAUAAUGAACCGAAGAUCAGAGGAUAGGUCAAAGGGUGUGGGGCUCAACAAGCGUGUACGCACGUCAUUUGCCGAUUUACGGGCUGAUAACAGGACUGCUGUGAAUCCAAGGCAGCAGGGGGUAGUAGAAAAGGAUGGUGAUGUGCUUCCAACUGUUAAUGGGGGUUUUGCUCAAACUGAAGAACAGAUCCGCAGAUUGCCAGGUGAAGGGUGGGAGGGAAAGAUGAAAAGGAAACGCUCUGUUGCAGCUGUAGGAAAUAGAAUUGCCAAUGCUGGUCGAGAUAUCAAACGAGCUAGUCAACCUAAGAUGAGUUCUGAAUCAAAGUUGCAGUCAUGUGAUACCUGGGUUUCAGAGCAUAUGAUUGUGAUUGCUCGUUUGCUGCCAUCAAAUAAAGCUUUUAUAUCGAAAUCUUCCCCUGGAGUUGGUGGAAUUAACAGGUCACAAGGUUCAUUUGAGGGUGCAGGUUCAGAGGCUAAUACAGUACUCAGGAAUGAAUUGGAGAGUACAUCUAUUCCUCGGGAUCAUGCAGCUAUGUUGGAACAGAGGGUUGCCAUAGAAACAAAUAAUAAGGCAAGUCUUCAGGAGGACAAUCAAGCAAGUGGCUCGAGUACAAUGUUAAAAGGGAAGGUUUCUAGGGCACCAAGAACUGGGUCUAUCAUGGUGUUAGACUCAUCUUCUAAAAUACACCUCUCAUCAGGAGCUUUGCAGGGUUGGGAACAGCCAACUCUAAAUAAGAUCCAAACUUCAGGUGUUGUGAACAAUAAAAAACGUCCAGUGUCUAUAGGUUCAUCAUCACAUGCUAUAUCCCUGUGGGGUGGUCAGAGACCACAUAAAAUCUCACGAACAAGGAGAGCAAAUUUAGUAUCCCCUGUGGCUAAUGCUGAAGCUCAGAUUUCAUCUCAAGGCUUUGCAACACCUAAUUUUGGUGCUAGGGCAUCUAUUGGAGCUGGUGGAUCUCUUCUUGGCAGAAGUGUAAGUAAUGCUCCUCCAAAUAUUAAGCGGGAACUUGAGCAUGUAUCUUCUCCAUUUGGGUUAUCUGAGAGUGAAGAAUCAGGGGCCGGAGAUAACAAAUCAAAAGAAAAAGGAAUUGAUACUUGCGAGGUUACUCUUCCUGCAUCUCAGAAAGCUGAGGCUUUCUUUUUGCCCACAAGGAAGAAUAAAAUUACAAAUGAAAUUGGAGAUGGAGUUCGAAGGCAAGGAAGGAAUGGAAGAAGUGCAUCACCCUUGACAAAACCAGGUGUACAUCCUAUAACGGAGAAGUCAGACAAUCUUACAACGACCAAGCUAAUUCAAAGUGCAAGACCAUCUUCUGAUAAAAAUAGAAGUAGAACAGGUCGCCCACCUUCCAAAAAGCUGAAAGGUCGCAAGGCCUCAACUCGUGUUGCUUCGAUGCUAAAUAAUGUUUCUUCAGAUUUCACAGGUGAAUCUGAUGAUGAUGACCGUGAUGAACUAUUUGCAGCUGCCACUUCUGCACUGAAAGCUAGUGGUCUUGCUUGUUCUGGUCCUUUCUGGAAGAAAAUGGGAUCUAUUUUUAAUUCACUGAGCUCAGAGGACACAUCUUAUGUCAGGCAACAGCUAAGUUUGGCAGAAGAACUUGAUGAGAGUUUGUCUCAAAUUUUCGGAGAUGGAUUUGAUGUUUUGGGUGUUGCAGUGCAGAAAGAUGCGCCCGUUUCUGUUGAAGAAGUGGCCAAAACUAAUGCUGCAAGUGAAAGAUUUGAUAUAAAAAGUUUGACAAGGUUACACCUUUAUAUCAAAGAGUUCUUUCUGCUUUGAUUGAAGAAGAUGAAAGUGAAGAAAUU
Messenger RNA from Hibiscus syriacus, 2237 nucleotides. RefSeq lists its product as uncharacterized. The coding region runs from base 1 to 2211 and encodes 736 amino acids. NCBI's taxonomy places the organism in Eukaryota, Viridiplantae, Streptophyta, Magnoliopsida, Malvales, Malvaceae. The transcript has 12 exons. The record is from RefSeq and is a predicted model, not a curated record.